CGGAGCUGCUGCCAUCGCCAUGACCCGUGGUAACCAGCACGAGCUCACCUGCCAGAAGAAUAUGAAAAAGCAGAGCGACUCGGUUAAGGGAAAGCGCCGAGAUGAGGGGCUUUCUGCUGCCGCCCGCAAGCAGAGGGACUCGGAGAUCACGCAGCAGAAACAGAAAAAGGCAAAUGAGAAGAAGGAGCAAGCCAAGUAGCUUUGUGGCUUCGUGUCCAACCCUCUCGCCCUUCGCCUGUGUGCCUGGAGCCAGUCCCACCACGCUCGCAUUUUCUCCUGUAGUCUCACAGGUCCCAGCACCGAUGGCAUUCCCUUUGCCCUGAGUCUGCAGCAAGUCCCUUUU
Molecule: messenger RNA, 343 nt
Organism: Balaenoptera acutorostrata (minke whale)
Lineage: Eukaryota; Metazoa; Chordata; Mammalia; Artiodactyla; Balaenopteridae
Product: small EDRK-rich factor 2-like
Exons: 1
Coding region: 20-199 (59 amino acids)
Source: RefSeq, a predicted model, not a curated record